This is a messenger RNA of Micropterus dolomieu (smallmouth bass), 1489 nucleotides long. Its product is annotated as transcription termination factor 1, mitochondrial. Bases 258 to 1418 code for a protein of 386 amino acids. Gene Ontology annotation, biological process: regulation of DNA-templated transcription; termination of mitochondrial transcription. Lineage: Eukaryota; Metazoa; Chordata; Actinopteri; Centrarchiformes; Centrarchidae. Gene Ontology annotation, molecular function: double-stranded DNA binding. Gene Ontology annotation, cellular component: mitochondrial matrix. The transcript has 2 exons. The record is from RefSeq and is a predicted model, not a curated record.
GUUCUGAUUUGGACAGGGCUGUCAAACGCUGAACUCCGCUAGCAUGACAAGUAAAGUUAGUUAUCCAUAGUGUGUGUUUAAUUUAAUUUGUACAAGAAGAGUAUAAUAAAUUGCAUGUGGUAAAUCUGAAGCAGUUUCUUUUGGGGUGAAUCAAGUUCCUCUGCGGAUGAAUACUUAAAUUAACGAUGUGAGGGCAGGAUAAACUGAGGUCCACUGACACUGGCAGUGAUGUUACAGUGUAGCCCUCCUAAUUAAAAAUGGCAGCAGUACGUGCAGUGAGGGCUCUCUUCAGCCUCCAUCGAUCAGUGACGUUGCAGCGCAGCGUUGGGCUUGUUCCAGUGCAGUUGGCAUCAGCCUGCCUUCCCAGGAGGCUUUGCAGUGACCCCACAAGAAGUAAUGAGCCAAAGCUGCCAGUGAACCCAGAGAAUACAUCUCUGCUGGAGAACCUCAAUCUCCUGGGAGUAGACGUGAAGAUGGCACGCCAGCGUCAACCUGGGGUGCUUCGUAAAUCCUUCACUAAUGAGCAAGGUCUUGCUCGAUUUUUGCAAGGCAAAGGUGCCAGCCGCAAAGUUAUUGCCAGCAUCAUAUCCCGUUAUCCCCGCUCUAUCACCCGCUCGAUUGAACACUUGGAACAGCGCUGGGAGCUGUGGAGAAAUAUCUUCAAGACUGAUGCAGAAAUUGUGAGCAUCCUGGAUCGCUCCCCUGAGUCUUUCUUCCGGUCCAGUGAUAAUGGGAACUUGGAGAAGAACAUAGCUUUUCUGACCUCGCUGGGACUGAACACCAAAGACCUCCACCGCCUGCUGACAACAGCGCCGCGGACAUUCUCCAACAGUUUAGAGCUCAACAGGCAGAUGGUGGAAUUUCUGGAGGACAUCUGUGCCGAACUCGGCGGGAAGAAUCCAGAGCAGUUUCCUAAAGCUGUCAUAUCCAGAAACCUUUACAUUCUCAUCCGCAGCACAAAGCGAGUCAAGGCAAACAUUGAUAUCCUGAGAAAUUCUCUUAAGUUGAGUGACUCAGACCUGCUUGCUCUCCUUCAAGGCCCUGGGGCAGAAAUUCUGGACCUUUCAAAUAAAUAUCUGGAAAAGAAUUUUAACAGUCUCCAACAGAAGAUGGUUUCACUUGGCUGUCGUAAAGCUGACAUAAAAAAACUAAUCAUCAGCUAUCCAAUGGUUCUGUACAUCGGUCCUGACACGUUGAGCUGUAAACUGGACUGUCUCCUAAAAGGAGGGAUAACAGUGAAGCAGAUACUGGAAAAGCCCAAAGUUUUAGACUACAGCACACAGAACAUUACAGGGCGACUAGAGGAGCUGCAGAGAGUGGGAUAUGACUUUCAGAAGAAUGGCAUCAACAUCUUGGACUCCAGCCGAAAGCGGUUUAAUGCAAAGAUUGAAAGACUUGCUUUCCCACCAGAUGACUAAUUGUAACUGUCUGUAUUAUGAUGUUCGAUGCUGCUUAUUUGUUAAUGUAGUAACUAAAAUGUGAUUUCUGA